Agrilus planipennis (emerald ash borer) is the source of this 1041-nucleotide messenger RNA. RefSeq names its product proteasome subunit alpha type-1. Gene Ontology annotation, cellular component: nucleus; proteasome core complex, alpha-subunit complex; proteasome core complex. NCBI's taxonomy places the organism in Eukaryota, Metazoa, Arthropoda, Insecta, Coleoptera, Buprestidae. The transcript is spliced from 2 exons. Gene Ontology annotation, biological process: ubiquitin-dependent protein catabolic process. Bases 1 to 834 code for a protein of 277 amino acids. The record is from RefSeq and is a predicted model, not a curated record.
AUGUUCAGGAAUCAAUACGACAGUGAUGUUACGGUGUGGAGUCCCCAAGGCAGACUCCACCAAGUGGAAUAUGCUAUGGAAGCUGUAAAACUUGGUUCUGCUACAGUGGGCUUAAAAAAUAAAACUCACGCCGUUCUCGUUGCAUUAAAAAGAGCCUCUUCAGAACUUGCUGCCCAUCAGCAAAAGGUAAUCCCUAUCGACGAGCAUAUUGGAAUUGCUAUUUCUGGUCUAACAGCAGAUGCAAGAAUACUGAGUCGAUAUAUGAGAACUGAGUGUUUAAAUCACAAGUACUCUCAUGAUUCAUAUUUGCCAGUAAGCAGGCUCAUUUCUCAAUUAGGAAACAAGAUGCAGGUAUGUACCCAACGUUAUGAUCGCAGGCCUUUUGGAGUAGGUCUCUUAGUGGCUGGUUAUGAUGACCAAGGACCCCACAUUUAUCAAACCUGUCCUUCUGCAAACUAUUUUGACUGCAAGGCAAUGGCAAUUGGAGCCAGAUCUCAAAGUGCUCGUACAUACUUGGAAAAACACCUAGAUCAGUUGUCUUCCAGUUCUCUAGAAGAACUCAUAAAACAUGGUUUGAGAGCCCUGAGGGACACCCUACCAAACGAAGUGGAGUUGAGCGUUAAAAAUGUAUCUAUUGCAUAUGUGGGAAAAGGUGUUCCCUUUACAAUUGUGAAUGAAACCGAUACAGGAAAGUAUCUGGGAAUGAUUGAAGGCGAAGAAAGAAGAGGGGGUGGUGGCCCACCUGAUAGGCCAGCAGAGCCUUUAAGAGACGAUGCGGGGGACCAAGAUCAACCACCAGAACCCAGGCCAUCAGUAGCUAUGGAAACAGAGUAAGGGAUUACAAAAAAGAUAUUGCAUUUGAGCUUAACACUCAGAAAACUUUUUGUAAUUUUUUCAAAAUUAUGUUUCUGCCGUGGCUACUGUUGAAUUAAUUUUAAUAACAGUAGUCACGGCAGAAUACGAAAUUAAAUUGUCUACGUAUUUUUUAAGGUAACGAAGUUGGGUAUGCUUUUCAACGUGUUUAAUAAAUAAUUCAUUAUU